UCUGUGAUCAUACGGCCAUUGCCAUAGUUUUUUUAACCGUACAACAUUGCAUCUUAUCAUUCGUCAAUCGUCAGCUGAAAAUUAUUUUGUGGAUGCGUAUAUUGUGUUUAUUUAUAAAUCAGUACAGACACGCUAAACAAAAUGGCAACGGGAGUAAAACCUCGUGAUGAUGAACCUCGACUCACUAGAGACGAUAUUGAGACUAUUCAAGACGCUAUGAAGUCGAAGAAGUUUCGAGAUCUGCUUAGCGACUACUGCGAAGAAAUACUUGACCCGGCUAACCAGGAACUUUAUCAGAAAGAAAUGACCCAACUUGAGAAAGAACGGGGUUACGAUGUAACGUUUAUCAAUCCGAAGGGAGGUUAUGUUAUCAAAACAAGUGUCGCCGGCGACAGAAAAGCCUUCAUCAACAUCUGUAGCAACGAUAAAGUGGAUAAGCCGACUUAUAAGGUUGACGUGGUUGAUGGGAAGAGAGGCAUGAAUUGGCUUAUACCAUACUCAAUAAUACCGCCGCGUGAAGAAUACGACCGUAAUAAACAACGUUGCGUCAUUUACGACGUAGUUUUCCAUCCGGACACUCUCCGCAUGGCAGAGGUUAACAAACAAUUUCGGGAAUUAGUAAACAAAACUGCCUUCGAGGGAUUGUCUAAUACUUACAACAUUCACCUAGAUAGUAACAACUUUCGUUUUCCGAAGUCUCAGUAUAAGGGGAUGAGUACCGCGGCUGUUAUUAGGAAAGAAGAUCCUGACUAUAAGCCCCCGGCGGAAGACGAGGAUGAAACUUUAUCGCCCGAAAUGUUGGAGAAGCUUUACCCUCAACGCAAUUAUAAUGAAAAUAAAACCGAGUCUAAGUCAGAAAUCCCUAAAGAAACAAAAAAGACAUCUAGCAAAGUAAGAAGAAGCAAUUCUGAGUUCAUUCAUUCAUCUCAAAAUGGAUACACCAUUCCUAAGUAUGUCAUCAAGCAGCAGAAAAAUGUAGAGCUUCAAGACUACACUUAUCACAAAGAUUGCAAACAGUACAGUGCUAUACCAAGCCAGAUAGUUGUUGAGGUAUACCUCCCACUUCUGUCAUCAACUGUAGAUUGCACUCUGGAUGUUCAAGAGAAAUACCUUAAAUUAUCCUCAGAGAAACCUGCCAAGUAUAAACUCGAAAUUACUCUCCCCUAUUCAGUUAAUGAUGAAUGUGGUACAGCUAGGUUCGAUAAGAGUAAACAUAUGUUGAUAGUGACUUUACCAGUGAUAAAAAAGAACUUAACCAGUAACGAACACUCUUUAAAAGUGGAUAGUGGUGUGGAAAGUGAGGACAAUUCAGGUCAUAGUGAUGAAGAUAAUCAUAAUAACUUAAUAGAAGAGCUGUCUUCAACCUCAGCUGAAGUAGUCAGUCAGGAACUUGUCCCAGUACCAGCAGAGCCUUGUAACAUAAGUGAUAAUAACUCUGAAGCAUUUUUAGACUCAUCAUUUGGGUACUCUCUCCCUCCAUACACAUAUAAUGUGAUGGAUGAUAUAGUAGCAUUAACAUUCCAUGUCAAAAACACUGAGCCAGACUCUGUACAGGUGAAGAAUGAUGGCCAUCAGAUCUACAUUAAGUUCACAUCAGUUGGGGCUGGCUUUGUACCUGUGCAUUAUGCAGCCAUCAUUUCAUUUGAUGAAGAUGUUAAAUUUGACAAUGUCACAGGGGAGGCAUGGGACAAUAAUGUUAUUUUACAGCUGGAACUGUCUGCAGCUUUACCUCAGAAAUUCCAUAUUGGGUUGAGUCAAGACUCAAUGACUUGUGAGUAUUUUGAUCUGACUCAGGUAAAGAAGACAAAAGAAGAAAAGUCUGAGGAAUUAGAACAAGAGCCUGUUACUCCUGUUGUCGAGGUAACCAACUUGGGCUCUGAGACAAACAUAGUUGUUUCAUCUAAUUAUAUAGAAUAUGAUGAAGAUGACUUAGAUUCCCCAACAUCUUUGGACAGGGACAUUGUGUUUACUGACUCUGGUAACUGUGAGAAUGGUGCAAAGAGCAUACUCCGGAAACCAAACAUGAUGAGAAGCUUUUCCGAGUCAAGUGUUGGAGAUGUAGCCUCUUCUAUGGAUUAUAUCAGUUCAGAUUGUAUCCCAGAAGAAUCAAGCUUGAAGAAGACUGUUAGGUUUAGUGAUGUUAUAGCAAAACAAUUUUACAGGUAUAAUUCGUCUAUAGAAGGCCAGAAAAAGAAAAAUCAAAGGAAGAAGAGUAAAAAGCGUAGUCAAGACCGGAGAAAGAGCGAGAGUGAAGCAGAGGAUGACAUCAGUAGUAUGCCUCAGAAGCCAAGGUUGAAAUCCGUAUUGAAGCCUCGCCGUGACAGCGGCCUCGCGGACACGUCUGACGCUGAAUCUGAAUGCAAAAACACUGCCGACGAAGGACCUUUUGACACUGCCCACGAAGAUGGCUACAGCGAAAAAGAUGAGGAAGAGGAAACCUCCGAAAGAAACACAUCCGUGUUAAAUAUAGUAGGAAAUAAUGAUAAUGUAACUAAUAAGGCAGAAGCCGAUAUCUGGGAAACGGAGACGUCGAAACGUCCAGAAAAGCGUGAACCAAUAACCAGUGAGAAUAUCCAACAUAACACCAACUUCUAUGACCCAGACAAGUUAAACAAGGGCCAAUACUUAGAAGUUACGUUCAAAAAUGAUCUCAUAUUUGACUUAGACAUGUGAGAUAUACCAUCUCUUUUACAGCUUCCUUUAAAAAAGGGCUUGUUUGGAAUGUUAUAACUUACCCAGUAGAUGUAAUGUAUUAGAAUAUCCAGUGAUUCUGUUUGUCUAGAUAUACUUAGCUAGAUUAGUAUUAUAUUUCCUUUAUGAUUUAGUAUAUUGUUAAUGUUCCUUCCAUUAUGUAUUUUCAAAUUUGCUAAGUUUAUGGCAAUGGUUUCUAUAUUUUAUAUUUAAUCAAAUACUUUAUAGUCUUUAAUCUUGGACAAUCAAAAUUACUUAUACAAGUUAAAAAAUUUCAAAAUUAUAAUCGGUAUACACUAAAUCGGAACUUAGUAAAUUUAGAAAAUUUUAAAGUAUCUAAAGUUUGUAGUUAUAGUCAUUCGACAACAAACACGUCUGAUAAUUUUACUCUGCUCACGUUAGACAAUAUACUUAUUAGUCAACCUGCAUUUCAUGGUACAAAUUAGAUUUACGUCAUUUGUAAUUCGUUAAGAGAUGGGAAUUGAUUUUAUCUGAGAAUGAAGCCUACCUCUCGCCUAAUUUAGAUAAUAACACUUUUGCACGGCAACAAUAGAUUGCUAGGUUUACACAAUGCAAAUACUUAAUAAAACACAUGAUUGUAGUGUAUAAAAUUUACAGUGGAAAUGUCUACAGUAAUAAUAUUUAUAUUAUGUUUAGGAGUGUAAUCAUAAUCUUGGUUUACUAAUUUACAAUAACAUUGUCAUAUUUGACACUCAAAUCAGUGCCUUUCGUGUAUUAUAAUAACGAAAAAAUAUAACCAGUGGGAAUGUAUCCGUCGACUAUUGUCAUAAACCAUGCAUUUUGUUUUAUUCAUUAAGAACCUCGUAGGCGUGUAUUGUAUGAGCAAUUAUGCGAGUUAUGUUUGAUGUAACGUUUACAAAUUUAUUUAACAAUGAAUGAUUGUGGUUUGGUGAAUUAGUUUAAUACAUGAAUUGAUUAGA
Trichoplusia ni (cabbage looper) is the source of this 3632-nucleotide messenger RNA. It is a transcript of the gene Nop17l, whose product is annotated as protein kintoun. The record is from RefSeq and is a predicted model, not a curated record. Gene Ontology annotation, biological process: axonemal dynein complex assembly. Gene Ontology annotation, cellular component: cytoplasm. NCBI's taxonomy places the organism in Eukaryota, Metazoa, Arthropoda, Insecta, Lepidoptera, Noctuidae. Bases 142 to 2673 code for a protein of 843 amino acids. The transcript is spliced from 3 exons.